GCGUGUCAGCUGACGGAACCCGGAUGUUAGCCAGUUAGCCCGUUAGCCUGUCAGCCGGCUCUCUGUCUGCGGAUUGAAGCGGUUUGUUCCCAGACUCUGGCUGAAGUUUGAGUUGGAGGCAGAUAAUAAGAUGUCUGAGUGAGUCCAGCUCUGAGCCACAGUUUAGUUUCUGAAGAGGAACCAGAGUCAGAUGAUCUGCUGCUGCUGAGCUCGUCCUCCUCUGUCCACCAGUGAGAUGUCGGUGAUGAAGGCGUAGAUCAGACUCUCUCCUCACACUUCCUCAUGGAUUCCAGCGACGAGGCGCUCGACAUCAUCGUCACCAACGUGGUGGCCACCUUCAGGACCAGGUGUCACCUCAACCUGAGGACCAUCGCCCUGGAGGGAACCAACGUCAUCUACAAGCCGGAAGUAGGGAAAGUCCUGAUGAAGCUCCGGAAACCAAAGAUAACGGCUUCAAUCUGGUCCUCAGGAAAGAUCAUCUGCACCGGAGCCACCAGUGAGGACGAGGCCAAGCUGGGAGCUCGUCGUUUGGCUCGCUGUCUGCAGAAACUGGGCUUCAAGGUGAGGUUCUCGGCCUUCAGGGUGGUGAACGUGUUGGCGGUCUGCUCCAUGCCGUUUGGUGUUCACCUCAUAGACUUCACCAAGAACAACCGACCCAUCGCCAGUUAUGAACCAGAGCUCCAUCCUGCUGCUACCUACAGGAUCAAACACCUGAAAGCCACCAUCCAGGUGUUCUCUACCGGCAGCAUCACUGUUACAGGACCAAACGUGCAGAACGUGGCCACGGCUGUGGAGCAGGUUUAUCCUCUGCUGUUCGAGUGUCAGAAGCCGCUCUGCAAAUGAAGAAGCACCUGAACGUGGUUUCAUCCCUACAGAUAACUCCUCUGACUGAACUCAGCUGAGUCUGUCUCACUUUUAACCCUGCUGUUGGAUCUUUGGGUUUUAACGGAACAGAACCAUCUUGUGGACUCUGAGCAGAAGCUGAAGACGUUAUAACAGUUUAAGCUUCGGUAUCCGUACACUCACCUUUAACGUCCUCUUCUCUGGAAGAACCUCCGUCCAACAAACGCUCUGCAUUAGAAGAGAUGGAUCCGAUAAGAGCUGCAGCCGUUUUUAUUUUUAUUAAAAACUGUCUAAACUAUCUCCCUGGAAAACACUGAUCCAAUUUUUUUGACAUUUUAGAGACCAAACCGCUCGUUAUUCGUCCAGAAAACACUUGUUUUCAGCUUCAUGUUGGACUGUUCCCGUGGACUCAGAUUCACUUUAUGCACCUCUUUCUGUUUCGUUCGGUUUGUUCUCCACAUGUGUGUGAUUUUAUGGGUUUAAAACAGGACAGGAAUCUCCUCGGCUUUCACUGAACACAGCUGCUGCUUUAUUAACAUUCAGAAAAAGAAGCUUUUUAUUGAAUCAGGAGGUUAGAAACUGUCCAGAGCUGCAGCAGAGAAACGGCAGCAGCAGCAACACGUAUGUAAAUAACCCGUGACAGGGAGAACACUUGAAUUUUUUUGUAUUUUGUAUAAAAAUAAAGUUGGAUGAAAAGGC
This is a messenger RNA of Acanthochromis polyacanthus (spiny chromis), 1542 nucleotides long. RefSeq names its product TBP-like 1 (gene tbpl1). Gene Ontology annotation, molecular function: DNA binding; general transcription initiation factor activity. The record is from RefSeq and is a predicted model, not a curated record. Lineage: Eukaryota; Metazoa; Chordata; Actinopteri; Pomacentridae. The transcript is spliced from 8 exons. Bases 283 to 843 code for a protein of 186 amino acids. Gene Ontology annotation, biological process: DNA-templated transcription initiation.